Molecule: messenger RNA, 2031 nt
Organism: Dictyostelium purpureum
Lineage: Eukaryota; Evosea; Eumycetozoa; Dictyosteliales; Dictyosteliaceae
Exons: 2
Coding region: 1-2031 (676 amino acids)
Source: RefSeq, a predicted model, not a curated record
AUGGCCACAAGUAUUGGUUAUUUGUUAACAAGAUAUGGAAUUAUCACAUCAAUUAGGAAGAUUAUAUUAUUGGUUGGUAUAAUUGGUGGUAAAUUUUUAUUACUACCAAUCAUCGAAUUUUUGGUCAACAAGUUUGUUCCUGGAUAUGGUCCUGGUGAAGAAAGUUAUUUCAAUAUUGAACCAAAUGCAGAAUUGGCAUUUAUUUUGGUAUUGUUUUAUAUACUCAACAGAUUUUUAUUUGGCAUCCCUUUCACAUUUAAAUUGUAUUCAAUUAGAAUGUUAUUGGUUAUGAUGGAAGGCCAAUUCUUACUAUUAACAUCCACCAGAGCAUUUGAUAGUUUUGGAUUAAAGUGUCAACAUACCAGAUCAGAUGAUUUAAGCCCAGCUCAACAACAAAAAAAUCUUAAAAAAAUUGAAGUCGAACUUAAAACAUUGGACGAGAUGGAGUCGAAAUAUGGUACACCAAAAUCAAAAGACUAUGUUGGUUUCUUAACUGCUAAGGCCUAUUUUCAAUCAUUAAAACAAGGCUAUCAGCUAUUACUUUAUCCAUCACCAAAAUAUUUUAUCUAUCCAAUGGUUUAUUCAGUCAAUCAGUUUGCAGGAGCCCAAUCUGCUCUUAUUGAUGUCCUCACUAAACAGCAAGUCGAUACCAAAGGAGAUGCUCAAGAUUUUGUCGAAAGAAUUGAAUACAGCGAUCAAUUUAUCGAUGGUCUUUUACUUGAUUUAGAAGUACGUAAAGAAAAGGGUAUUAUUCCUUCAUCACAUAUUCUUGACCUCUGUAUCAACAACAUCGAAUCUAAAAUUCUUCAAAGAAGUGAAACUUCACCAGAGGACUAUUUCUUGUAUAAGAAACUAAAUCAAGAUUUAAUUGCCUUAAACACAAAAGGCAAAAUUACCCAAUCAAACUCCGACAAAAUAUUAAAAGAUUUAAAUCUAUCAAUUGAAAAGUAUUUAAUUCCAUCAUAUGAAAAAUUAAAUCAAUACUUAAAAAGCCUAAAACAAUUUUCAAAACCUGGUGAUGGUAUUUGGAGGUGCCCAAAUGGUGAAGAGUUAUAUACUUUUCUUUUGAAAUUCCAUACAAAUACUGAUUUAACAGCAACUGAAAUUCAUGAAAAAGGUUUAAAAGAAGUUAAAAGAAUUAAAGAUGAAAUUAUUCAACUUUUUAAAGAUAAGCACCCAGAUAUCGAAAGAAAUUUUGGUGAAGUCAUAAGAUUAAUUCCAAAUAAACCAGAACUACAAUUUUCAGAGGGUGACAAAGGAAGAGAAGAAAUCAUUAAAUACUAUAAAGAUAUUAUUGUCGAGUGCACCAAUGCAGUUGAUGACUCUUUCGAAAGAUUCCCCAAGGCGGCGUGUGAAGUCGAGCGUGUGCCACUCUUUAAAGAAGCUGAAUCAGCACCAGCAUAUUACAAUCCACCAGCAAUGGAUAAAUCAAAAGGUGGUAUAUUUAGUGUAAAUUUAAGAGAUACUACAGCACACAAUAAAUCCAUGGCUAAAGAUCUUUGCAUUCAUGAAGCAAUACCAGGUCACCAUCUUCAACUUGCAUUGGCUCAAGAGUUUAGUAACAUUGAUGCAUUCCGUAGAGUUAUUGUUUUCACAUCAUUUGCAGAGGGUUGGGGUCUUUACACUGAGACUUUGGGUGACGAUUUGGGUCUCUAUAAAAACAAAUACGAACGUUUGGGUUAUUUAAGUGCAGAACUUUGGAGAGCUCUUCGUUUGGUUGUAGAUACUGCUCUUCAUUCAUCCAAAUACAAAUGGACUCGUGAAAAAGCAAUUCAAUACUUUAAAGAUAACACCAAUUUAGUCGACUCUGAUAUCAUCGCUGAAGUUGAUCGUUACACUGUCAUGCCAGGUCAAGCAUGUGCAUACAAAAUUGGUCAAAUGAAGAUUUUAGAAUUAAGAGAAAAAGCAAAAAAAAAAUUGGGUAGCAAAUUUGAUUUAAAGAAAUUCCAUUCUGCAAUUUUAAAUAAUGGUUCAUUACCAUUAGAUAUUUUAGAAAUUUCCUUUGAUUUAUGGUUAGAUUCACAAAAUUAA